This is a messenger RNA of Candida tropicalis MYA-3404, 4515 nucleotides long. RefSeq names its product Ras family guanine nucleotide exchange factor (gene BUD5). The coding region runs from base 1 to 4515 and encodes 1504 amino acids. The record is from RefSeq and is a predicted model, not a curated record. Gene Ontology annotation, biological process: positive regulation of GTPase activity; Ras protein signal transduction. Gene Ontology annotation, molecular function: protein binding; guanyl-nucleotide exchange factor activity. The transcript has a single exon. Gene Ontology annotation, cellular component: plasma membrane. Lineage: Eukaryota; Fungi; Ascomycota; Pichiomycetes; Serinales; Debaryomycetaceae.
AUGUUCCAUCAACCAAAUUAUUCAGAUCCAAGCAAGCACUUUAGUUCUUCCUCAAGUGUGUAUUCUACAAUUAGUUCAAAUGAACCCUCCCCACAAUCUCAGCGUGGUGCUACGUCAUCAUCAGUCUCACCAAUUUCACCAUCAUUCAAUACCAACCAUCAUCACACAAAUGAACUGAAUUACAACAGAUCGAAUGACAAUGACUUUGAAGAAGAAAUAGAGGAAGAGGCUGUACAAUACAAUACUCGUUUACCAACAGAACCAUCAAAUCAAACUAUACAGACCUAUAGAACUGCUCGCAGUGGCGCAUAUUCUUUCGAGGAUUCAAGCGAAGACGAGGAAUACGAAGAAGAAAGCAAUUACACACCAAACCAUAAUGAUUCUGGUUUGAGAAAUACUCCUAGCUUUUCAUCAAUGAGUGAAUCAAUCUUACAUGAUUCUUCCCGAAACACCACUAUCGAAGCUGACAAUGACCAAACACCGCUUAUUGAUACUCGUGAUAGGUAUGGUGAUGAAACUCCGAAAGUAAAUGCCAAUGGAUUUCUAGAAGAAAGAACUGUUCAAGAUGGUGUAUAUUCAGAUCAACAACGACAACGAGAAGUCGAGGGACUAGAACAACUCGAAGAAGAAGAAGAAGAAGAAGAACCUUCUGGAUUGUUGCCAAAACGAAAGUUGAGCAAAAAGUUCAAGCGAUUAUCUGUGGCUUUACAAAACACUCGUACAUCGGGAGAUUCACACCAGUUUAGAAAUACAUUUCAAACCAAUGUUGAACAGGCUAAUCGAAAUGCCAAACAAGAAUCAAUAGGUCUUGAAAGAAAAAGCACUUACUAUGCUAAACUCGAAGACAAAGAGGCACAUGUGAAAGAUAAGCAUGCGAAAGGAUAUAUUUCCAAAGAUCAACAUAUUGAAACAAGCUCAAUCAGCACCAGGGCAUCCAGUAUCCACAGUAGCGAUAUAAGCAUUUCUGGUGCUAGUGCCAAUGCCAGUGCUGAUGUCAGUAUGAGUGAUCAUGAUGAUUCUUCUUUUGAGAAAAGACGUUCCACUGCAUCUUCCAAUGAUUUUGUUUUUACCAACGACUUUCCAUCAUCCUACAAUCUUGGGGGAUCUAAAAUCAAAGAUGAUAUACCUGCACGUAAAGACUUGCUCAUGAGUGAAUCGUCUAAAACGGACUUGAAUGAUUCAGAUAGAUUGAAAGCUUACAACAACUCGACAACCAUGUUGGAAGAAGGGGGAUUGAAUAUAGUAUACAAAGAAGCACAAGACAAAAGAGAUACUAAGGGCAAAGACAAAAAAAAGUCAACACCCCCACCUAGUGAAGAAGAAGAUGAUUUGUCUGAAUUUUUUAUCCGUGCAUUACAUUCCUUUGAUGCAACCACUUUACAAUCUGAAUCAGAUGCGUCUAUUUGUUUAUCAUUUGAAAAGAAUGAUGUCGCUUUUCUUCAUAAUAUUGAUGAAUCUGGUUGGGGUGAAGUUACAUUGAUUGACACUUUGCAAACAGGUUGGAUUCCUAUGAAUUAUUUUGCACUUGUAAUUACCAAUGAUGAAUCAGAAGAUGAGGAUGAUAAUGCUUCGGUUGAACGCGAGGGUAGAAUUCCCAACAGUCAGUAUUUAAAACCAUUAUUUCACUCAUGUGGUCAGUUCCUUUCAAAUCCAUUGAGUCAUAAGACUCGUCACGAUCAUUAUACCUUUUCUAUCAGAGUGAUCAAUUCAAUUAGAGAUGGCGUAAGACUAUUAUUACAGCAAACUGAUUGUUUAUCGAGAUCAAACGAAAUUGUCACAAAGAGACCAGUGGUUCGAAGAUGUAGAAAGUCUUUAUUGGCAGAUUGGUACAAUCUUAUGGCAAAAGCAAAUGAUUUCAAAGGUACUUCAAAUUAUAGUAAAAUUGAAAUUUUAACAUUAAUGGUAUACCAAGUUACUCGUAAGGCAUUAUCAUUUUUAGAAGUUUGGUCUACUGAAAGCAAACAAAUUGUCACCCGUGACAAUGAUAAAAAAUUGUAUGAUGAUUUGAAUAAUUGCCCAUUGUUAAGCAAACCUCCUUUGGCCAAGCAGAGAAUUACUGAAAUCAAUGGUAUAUUGAACUCAUACUUAGGUUUGAUUAUUGGUAGAUUAGAUUUGAUCGAACAUAACCAAGUUGGAUGUGAUAUGUUAGAAAAUUUAGCCCACCAAAUCAUCUUACUUUUAAGAGAGUUGCUCUUUAUUUCAAGAACUGGAUCAGAUUACUCUUCGGAAAAACCAAAGGAUUUAGAUAGAUCCUUAGAUGGUUUGUUGUCAUUAGUUAGUGAUUUAGUUGCCAGUGUCAAGAAUUUGGUAGUAAAGACUGUGAAUGAAACUGAUGAAGAUAGAGUACAUAAUUUUGGAUCUCCCCAAUUAAAUGGUGCUAGAGAUUAUUAUUAUACCCCUGAAGGAGGAGAAUUGAUCCAAAUUGCCAGUAGAAUGAUCAGGGCUAUCAGUGUUACCAUUUCGUCAAUUAGAAGAUUAUUGGAAAAUACAGGUGAUUUCAAAUUACCAAGUGAGAGAUCAUACCCAGAUUAUAACAAAAUGCGCAUUGAGCCACAUGAAUUUAUCAAGAAAUGUUCCAAGGGAAUCCCAACUGGUGAUCAACUACUUCCACCAGCGACAACCGGAGACGGAGUUGGAGCCUAUAAAGCUAAUAGAUACUCCAUGGUUAGAGCCGGUAAGACUGGAAGCUUGAGUUUCACGGAAGGUGGCGCUAAAUUCCUACUGUCUUUGAAUAACGAUCUUGAAAAUUCAUCUCCAUUCACUAUGUCUGCUCCAGAGUUUCAACCAUUUACAACAGAUGAACCCACUGAUAAAGCCAAGCCAAGUACAGAUAUUAAUAAUGAGUUGUUGGUUGAUAGUCAUGGUCAUUUACUUGGAGGCUCUUUCAGAGGCCUUGUUUAUACCUUAACUAACGAAGAUUCUCCGCCAGAAUAUUUCUACGUCUCCGCAUUCUUCAUCUGUUUUAGAAGUUUUGGAAAUGGAAUUGACUUGAUUGAAGAAUUGAUAACUAGAUUUGAAGUUGGAGUACAAAGUAAUGAUAUAAACGCUGAUUUGAAGUUGAAGAAAAGAAGAAAGUUGAUUGCACAAAUGUUUCAAUUGUGGAUGGAGUCGUACUGGAACUACGAAUUUGACUAUAACUUGUUAACUACCUUAAUUAAUUUUUUCAAUGAAGGGAUGUCUCAUUAUUUGCCACUAGAUGCCAUCAAAUUGAUUGAAGUUGGUGCCAGACUCUCAUCUAGACCAUUAGUUGAGAAUAGACUCAAAAGAUAUAAGCCAACUAAACAAUUAGUUGAUAGAAGUAUUACCUUGGUUAAGGCUACCAGAAAUGAGGAUAGUUUAGCCAGGGACAUGGCCAGAUUUUCCGUGGUUGAUGGGUAUGAACUUUCCAAAAUCAAUUCCAAUUCCACUACUUCUUCUUCUUCUUCAGUUAAAUCUGCUUCAUUGCCAAUGCCAUUAGGCGCUGGUGCAUCUACAAGCACGAUUUUGACUCGUUCACAGAUUCAUACAAUUGAGAAGAUUAACCUCACAUAUCGAGCUAUUUUGGGUAAUAGUUGGUGUUCACAAAAAUACAUCUCAAGCACGAAAUACAUCCCAUUGGAUUUGUCAGUGUUGAUGCCAAAUUUUUUCAUCAUUUGUGACCAAAGUUGGGUGUUGUCCAAUUACAGACCUAAUUUGUUAGACUUUAGUGGGUUAGAGAUAGCCAGACAGUUGACUUUGUUGGAGUCACAUAUUUUCUGUUCCAUCAGACCAGAUGAAUUGUUGAACCAAAACUAUACCACCAAGAGAGCACAUUUGAAAUUAGCUCCAAAUGUUAGAUUGUCUUUGUUGUUUACCAAUUGUUUAUCAGGAUAUGUGUUAGAAUCCAUUUUACAACCAAAUAUCACACAUAAAGUUAGACUUAGUACAGUUAAAACCUGGUUGAAAGUAGGUAUUUCUUGUUUGUACUUGAGAAAUUUCAAUUCCCUUGCUGCAAUUAUAACUGCUUUGGAAUCACACUUGGUUACCAGAUUAACUCCUAUAUGGAAUGAUUUACAAGGGAAAUAUGUUGAGUUGUAUGAUUAUUUGUCAAGUAUUAUCCAUCCAGAAAAAAAUUAUCAUGUUUAUCGUAGCAAAUUGAGGAACUUUUUGAUGUCAAAGGAAUUUAAUGUCCCAAUCGUUCCAUAUUUCUCAUUAUUCUUACAAGACUUGACAUUUGUCACUGAUGGAAAUCCAAAUUUCAGAAAGGCUAAUACCUUCUUAAAUCAAAAAUUGAUCAACAUUGAUAAAUACUUGAAAAUCACAAGAGUUAUUGCGGAUAUUGAAUGCUUACAAAUACCUUAUGAUUCAUCUGCAAAUUCCCAAGCUACCAGUCAUGUCGCUGAUGGGUUUGGAAGCGAUCAAGAUAUUGAUCAUAACAUUACACCAGUUCCUGCAUUGCAGGAAUUGAUCUUAUUGGAAUUGUGGAAGAUUUGCCAAUUGAACAAGACUGAAGAAGAUAGAGCAUGGAAAUUAAGUUGUUCUAUUCAACCUAGAUAA